AUGCCUCAGGAUAUGCCGCCGACGGGCGGCUAUGCCCCUGUCCAGUACAAGGGACGACUGCAGGCCGUGGUAACAGCCCGCGGCGGGUCCGAUCGGGGGAUGCUGCGGCGCGGCAGUUUUGCGGAACAGCGUGGACGGAACCUGCAACACGGACGACAAAAGAACGCGGCUAACCACAGAUCUUCCCUCCCAAUCCAGCGAAACCUUCCUUCCCGCGGCUUCCGCCCGGCCAUCCUGCUCGGCAUUAUGGGCGCCGCCAUGGGCUACGGCUGGUUCAAGCUCGCCGUCGGCGUCAGAGAGCAGCAUGAAAUGGCCCGUGAAAAGAUGUGGUCGCGGAUCCACCUGAUCCCCCUGCUGCAGGCCGAGGAGGACCGCGACCAGGUGCGGCGGCACUUGGCGGACCAAGCGCGGGAGCGCGAGCUGCUGGGCGACAACACCAAGGUGUACAACUCGGACCGGUUUGUGCGGCCGACGUUUGCGGCGACGCCGCGCUCGACGACCAAGUAA
Molecule: messenger RNA, 507 nt
Organism: Sporothrix schenckii 1099-18
Lineage: Eukaryota; Fungi; Ascomycota; Sordariomycetes; Ophiostomatales; Ophiostomataceae
Product: NADH-ubiquinone oxidoreductase subunit GRIM-19
Exons: 3
Coding region: 1-507 (168 amino acids)
Source: RefSeq, a predicted model, not a curated record